AUGGAAGACAACCUACUUAUUAAUACCCUUAAAUCCUUUAACGAGUUAACCGAAGAGGAUCAGAAAAAGUGUAAGGAAAUCUUCGAGAGGCCUCUCUCUCCCAAAUUGCAAGAUAAUAAAUACAUAAAGUUCACAAAGGAGAUUCUCGAAAAAUAUCCAAACGAAACUUGGAAGAAACCAUGCUUUCUGACAUUCCAGAUAAUAUCCUUACAUAUCCAGUAUAGUGCCCUGAUUUUUAGUCUGUGUGGCGUUUUUGAAAAUUUCCAUUUAGUUUUAUACGCCGGAGUUUUGGAAAAUGCAAAAGUUCCAGCUAAAGAGCAAUUUAUUUGUGAUAUUUUGAACAAUUUAGUUAAAACAGAGAUACCCAAACUAAAGAAUUUCAGUGUGAAAUUUGUCCUACUUCAAAACAAUUCGAUCAAUCAUAAUGUCGUCAACAUUCUAUCGGAAAUGGAGCAGAGCAUCUGCAGUGAUUUUUUAUUUAUUGCUGAUUUUGGAUACUGGAGAUACUCGAGUUUACAUAAUCCUUAUGCCCAAAAUGCCUGUUUUGAGAUCUUAAAUACCUCCAUUUCUGCUGAGAACAUACAAGGACUCUUCAACAAAUAUGAAACAAUUGCUGACCGAAAGAAUCUCAACUAUCUGAAACAAUUUGUAAAUGAUUACUAUAAAUUAUCCCUAUUACUUCUGGCUGGAAAAUCUCCUAUAAUUCUGCACCUUUGUACCUUGGAGUGUUUGGAUAAUUUUGAGAUGAUAAUCUGCAGCCACAUAAAUGGAUUCAAGGAGCAAAGGGUGACUCGAAAAUUGAUCUUUCAACUUUUGAGGGCAUUAUUCAUCAUUUACGACCGCUAGUGCAGGCCAUCGAACUAAAAAUAAGAAUUAUUCGCACAGUAUAAAGUUCGUGGGCGAACACAAA
Molecule: messenger RNA, 910 nt
Organism: Drosophila rhopaloa
Lineage: Eukaryota; Metazoa; Arthropoda; Insecta; Diptera; Drosophilidae
Exons: 1
Coding region: 1-846 (281 amino acids)
Source: RefSeq, a predicted model, not a curated record